GAAGUUUGGUCUUUUCUCCUCUCAAAAUAGCUCCACCAUUCUGCUUUUCUGUAUGUUACUUUUUAGGUUGAUUGUGGGAUUUGUGGGGGUUUCUUUUUUUUUUUUGCAAUGGAAAGUUUCCAAAGUCUUCACCUAUUUGGGUUUCUUAAACUCUUCUGCAAUGAAAAUUUCUAGCUUUGCUUGAGCUGGUUGUGAAGCAUUCAUGGAGGCCAAGAAGGUAGUCAGGUUUUACAAUGAUGGGAAACAGAAUCUUGGAAAUUCCUGGGAUAAGAAUGAGAAACAGGUGCCUGGGUUUAAAUCUUCUGCAGGUUUGAUAAUAGCAGAGGAUAGGAGUGGUGGAGACAAGAUGAGUAGGGCAAAUGGGUUUCCUGGGAAAGGAAAGUUUAAGGUUUUCCCAGAGCAUUAUGGGUCAGGAAACAGCAAAAUUCUUGAUCCUGGGAGUGAGCUUGUCCUGCAGUGGAAUAGGGUGUUCUUGUUCUCUUGUUUGGUUGCGCUUUUCGUGGAUCCCUUGUUCUUCUACCUGCCUGCAGUGGUGAAUGAUGCCUCACCAUCAUCAUCCUGUAUGAUAACAGACUUGAAAUUGGGGAUUAUCUUGACCUGUUUCAGAACACUGGCAGAUGCCUUUUAUCUGCUACAUGUUGGUAUGAAGUUUAGGACUGCAUAUGUGUCUCCAAGCUCAAGGGUGUUUGGUAGAGGAGAACUUGUAAUGGAUCAAGAUUUGAUCGCGAGGCACUACUUGAAAUCGGAUUUUUUCAUCGAUGCCAUAGCCGCACUGCCUCUCCCACAGAUUGUCAUAUGGUUCAUCAUACCUGCAAUUAGAAGCUCCCAUUUUGAUCACACAAACAGUGCCCUCGUGCUGAUAGUCCUGCUGCAGUAUAUCCCCCGACUGUAUUUGAUUUUCCCGUUGAGCACUCAGAUUAUCAAAGCCACUGGCGUCGUCACAAAAACAGCUUGGGCCGGGGCUGCAUACAAUCUGCUACUAUACAUGUUAGCAAGCCAUGUCUUAGGAGCAUCUUGGUACUUACUGUCGAUUGAGAGGCAUGCAACGUGUUGGAAAUCGGCCUGCAAACACGAACAAAGUCCAAUUAGAUGCUCCCUUCAUUUUCUGGACUGCGGCACUAGCACUUCAAAUGUUGGCGAGAAACUGAGAUGGGUGAACAGCACCCGAGUAUUCACCAACUGCAACCCUAACAAUCCCAACUUUUUCAAUUAUGGAAUUUACGGGAAUGCAGUUACUAAUAACGUCGUCUCCUCUAAGUUCCUCGAGAAGUACUUCUACUGCUUAUGGUGGGGUUUGCAGAACUUGAGCUCUUAUGGACAGACACUAACCACGAGCACUUUCAUUGGCGAAACUUCAUUUGCCAUACUAAUCGCGAUUUUGGGGCUCGUUCUAUUUGCUCAUUUAAUCGGAAACAUGCAGACAUACUUGCAAUCCAUCACUGUGAGGCUCGAGGAAUGGAGGCUGAAACGACGAGACACUGAGGAGUGGAUGAAGCAUCGCCAGCUUCCCCACGGUCUUCAGGAACGUGUCAUGCGUUUUGUGCAGUACAAGUGGUUCACUACACGCGGGGUGGAUGAGGAAUCCAUUCUCCGUGCUCUGCCUUCAGAUCUUCGUCGUGAUAUCCAAAGACAUCUGUGUUUGGACCUUGUUCGUCGUGUCCCCUUCUUCUCCCAAAUGGACGAUCAGCUACUCGACGCCAUAUGUGAGCGUCUGGUAUCGUCUUUGAGCACACCGGGAACCUACAUUGUUCGAGAGGGAGAUCCGGUGACGGAGAUGCUCUUCAUCAUCCGAGGGACGCUGGAAAGCUCGACCACAAACGGGGGCAGGACGGGGUUCUUCAACUCCAUAACCCUGAGGCCAGGAGACUUCUGCGGCGAGGAGCUCCUGGCCUGGGCCCUACUCCCAAAAUCUACUCUCAACUUACCCUCCUCCACUCGCACAGUAAAAGUGCAGGGCGAGGUGGAGGCCUUCGCCCUGCAAGCCGAGGACCUAAAGUUCGUGGCCAACCAGUUCAGGCGCCUGCACAGCAAGAAACUGCAGCACACUUUCCGGUACUACUCCCACCAUUGGAGGACCUGGGCCACCUGCUUCAUCCAGGCGGCCUGGCGGCGGUUCCAGAAGAGGAAAACAGCGAAGGAUCUCAGCCGGAGGGAGUCGUUUUCGCACCUCGCCAAGGAGGAGAAGCCCGCAGACGAUAAUGGGAGCGAUCAAGAGGAAGGACAGUCCAAAAGCAGAUCAAACCAGGCAAAACAGAAUCUCGGUGUGACAAUUUUGGCUUCCAGAUUUGCUGCAAAUACCAGAAGAGGAGUUCAGAAGAUGAAGGAUAUGGACAUGCGGCCUAAGCUGCUGCAGAAGCCUGAUGAGCCUGACUUCUCAACCGAGCCAGAAGACGACUAGAAGAAUUGAAGCUCGAUCAAGGACUGAAUAUGGAUGUUGAUAAGCUGUGGAUAUAGGAAUUUGGUGAAAAUUAAAGCUUUGUUGUUAUAUAGAGUGUAAUAUUUUUGUGUGAAUAUUGAUGGUUCAUACAGGGAUGGAUAAACACUUGGGGGUGUUUUGCAACUAAAUAGCGGAUUAUGUUAGCUAUUUUAACCCGUUGAUAUUUUAUAGUAUUUGGUAAAUUAACUCUUAGCUGAUUAUAUGUAAAAUGAUUUAUAAGAAGA
Ipomoea triloba (trilobed morning glory) is the source of this 2661-nucleotide messenger RNA. Its product is annotated as probable cyclic nucleotide-gated ion channel 14. The transcript is spliced from 7 exons. Bases 203 to 2398 code for a protein of 731 amino acids. Gene Ontology annotation, molecular function: monoatomic ion channel activity. Lineage: Eukaryota; Viridiplantae; Streptophyta; Magnoliopsida; Solanales; Convolvulaceae. Gene Ontology annotation, biological process: monoatomic ion transport; transmembrane transport. The record is from RefSeq and is a predicted model, not a curated record. Gene Ontology annotation, cellular component: membrane.